CUUUCGCUUAUCAUUUAUAUAAUUCGACACUCAUUUGAGAGGUUGAGGAUAGCCAGCAGCGGAGUAUGUUGUGAUUACACCGAGGACAUGUCCAUGGCCUUGUUUUCUCCUUCUCCCUCUCAUCUUCCGACCCUCCCUGCCAAACUUUCAUCAAGAACCCAUUUUGCUCAGAAGCCUUCUCUCUCUUUCAUCUCCAAGAGAAGUCUGUGUCUGUUGGCUGCUAAGGCAUCGGAUAAUGAAACUGGAGUGGUAAGUUCAGUUGCUACCAUUGUAGAGGAGGAGAAAGUAGAGAAGGAGGAAGUUUCCCCUGCUAAGACUGAGCAAAAGUUGGAAAAAGAGGAGGACUCUAUUGGGUCGAAUGGAGCAGCCUCGUCGGUGUUGAAGCCUGUUCCCGGAUUCCAAGACCCCAGAUGGGUCGCAGGGACUUGGGAUUUGAAGCAGUUUAAAAAAGAUGGGCAGACCAACUGGGAUGCAGUUAUUGAUGCAGAGGUCAGGAGGAGGAAGUGGCUUGAAAACAACCCAGAACCAUCCACUAAUGAUGACCCUGUAAUCUUUGACACCUCAAUUAUUCCCUGGUGGGCAUGGAUGAAAAGGUUCCACCUUCCUGAAGCUGAACUACUUAAUGGCCGUGCUGCAAUGAUAGGGUUCUUCAUGGCUUAUUUUGUAGAUAGCUUGACUGGAGUAGGUCUUGUUGACCAAAUGGGGAACUUUUUCUGCAAAACUCUCUUAUUUAUAGCUGUAUCUGGAGUUCUUCUUAUCAGAAAGAACGAGGAUUUAGAGACUCUUAAAAAACUUGUGAAAGAAACAACGUUCUAUGACAAGCAGUGGCAAGCAACCUGGCAGGAUGAGACUGCUAAUGGUUCCAAGAAAGACUGAAUAGGCUUUCAGUGUGUCAAUCCAUCUUGUUGUUAACUUCUCAUGGUCAUAUUUUUGGGACACUGUAAUAUCUUUUAGUGUUAUUAAGAGGGUAAUGAUGAUUCAAUCCUGAGAUUAGGUUUUUGCUUCUUCCA
Molecule: messenger RNA, 1010 nt
Organism: Nelumbo nucifera (sacred lotus)
Lineage: Eukaryota; Viridiplantae; Streptophyta; Magnoliopsida; Proteales; Nelumbonaceae
Product: light-harvesting complex-like protein 3 isotype 1, chloroplastic
Source: RefSeq, a predicted model, not a curated record